AUGCAAACGAAAAAAAAAAAGGAAAGCGCCAAAGAAAGAGGCAUAUACAAUCAAGCCGUUUUGAAAAAAAAUGCAGUGGCUACAAGGAAGCAUUCACAAACAAAUUUAAGACACAUUGAUAAGUUAAAAAUUUUGAGUGAAAUAAAUAAUGAAGGAAAGAAAAAACUCCUUAUGGAGGGUAUAGAAAAGGUUAAAGAAAGAGCAAGUUGUUUAAACAAAACAGAGGAUAAAAACUCCGUGAGGGGGAAAAAAAACAGUAGCAAGAAUAACAGUCGAGGUACCGUACUCAAGUUUAAUGAGCCAAACAAAAAAAAAAGCUUAACCGAAAAGCAGAAAAAGGAGCACAGCUAUUGUCGUGUUUCCACUAAGGAGGAUAAUACCCACCACCCAAGGGGAAGAAGUACUAACACACAAGUAACACACAAUAGCAGGAGAAGAACAAUGGAGAACAAAAAUUCCUCCUUGGGGAAGUUGCUAGUACGGGAUGGCGUCAGGAAGGGAGAUAAUUUAGCCAAAUUGCUCCAAGGAUUAAGUAAAGAACGAAUAGGAAGGAGCGAAGAAGGAGGGGGAGGUAAGGAGAACGCGCGAGGCCAUGGCGAAGGGAGCAUGAAGAUCCACCACUGGAAUACGAAGAGUGAAGAUCAGAAAGGCGCAAAAAGUGAUCAUGCGAAAAUUGCGAAAAUUGCAAAAAUUGCAAAAAUUGCGAAAAACGUAACGAAGGAAGAAAAAAUGAAACAAGCCAAUGUGGCCCAUGUGAAAAAACACGACGGAAGAGCAAAAAAUAAAAAUAAAAACAAAGACCACAUUGUAAUUGACGACAGUAACAUUUACAUUGUCAUAGACGAUCUAAAUGAAAACCUAAACGAUAGAAAUGCAAUAAUAAACAAACUACACAUUACCAACGACACGUAUAAUUUUUUAAUGAAUAGCAAAAAUGAAAUGAAAGGAGGGAAACGGAAGAAGAAAGCCAAUUAUUCCUUCAUGGGGAAAUCUCACGCUGUUAGCGCCAAGGGCGUGGACGGGGAAUUUCUCCAAGGGGCAGAGGCUGAUGGAGAUGAGGAGGAGGAUGGCUGCUGCGAUGAAGGAGCACAGGAGGAUGAAGAAGGAAGCCUAGACGAUGAUGAAGAGGAUGACGACUUGUCCUCCGACUCCGAAGAUGAGGAUGAAGAGGAUGAGGACGAUUACGAUUUUGAUAAUAAGAGCGUGUCCAUAAGAGGCAUCGGGGAGGAGUCCACUAAUGAUGAGCUCGACGAUUUAGAGGACAGCGAUAUUUACGAGUCCUUUAAAACGGAAACGGAAUAUCUGCCCACGUUGGAGGAGACAAAGGAGGAGGAAGCGAUGCUCGAGGGGGCCCAGGUAGGGGGUCAUAUGGAGGACACUUCAAGGAAGAAGGAUAAAAGGUAUCAGGUCGGCAAGGGGAAUGGAGACAAUGCUGGAGUAGUCGAGAGCACGAAGGGCUCAGAGAAGGACCUAACAGAGGACCUGUCCGAGAACAUAACGGAGGACCAAACGGACGAAACCGACGUAACAGAUGAUCUUACAGACCAGGCGGAACAAAUGAAAGAUGAAGACCACGACAAAGAUGCGAAGAACGAGCAGGCGGAACAAAUGAAAGACGAAGACCACGACAAAGAUGAGAAGAACGACCAGGAGGAGACAGUCGCCUCAGACAACCCUGAGGGAGACUCCCCUAUGGGGAACAGAGGCAAUGUCGAAAUGAACGAUGAGGGGGUUGUGAAGUCGGACGAGGCGCCUAACGUUAAUUCGCUUGAGGGCAAAUCAGAGCGGGAAGUCGACGCGGCAGUCGAUGCGGCAGUCGAUGCGGCAGAAGAGGACCAAUCGGAUCAAGAGGGGCCGCAAGGGAGCGAAGCGUCAGUCGUAACCAUAAAGCCCCCAACACCAGGCCUGCAAGAAUUACGUCACGUGCAGGAGGUGAAGGAUCUACGUGAACAGGAGGACAAGUCGGAGGAGGACAAACUAGAGGAAGAGAAAAAAAGAAAAAGGAGAAAAAAAAUGGACGAAAAGGAAAAAAGAGAUCACAAAAACGGUGAACUGGAUAGACUAUAUAAAAAGAUUAAUAAAAAAGAUACAAAUAUUCAUGGCGACGUGGUAAGGGAAUGUGAAGAAAAUUCAAAAGAAGGAGAUGAAUUUAAUUAUUCUCAGUACAGUAAGAUUGUAAAAUUAAUUUCCAUUUCGAAAAAUAUUUCAAAAUAUAAUAUAAGUGAUGACACAACGGAUGAGGAGAAAGAGGAAGAACUGUCUAACGUAAAUUGUACCUUCAAAGAAAAAGGGGAAAUUUUGAACAAGGAAGAUAAGGACAGAAGCAAGCAAAAGGCAGUGCUACUUCCACUGCAGGGAGAUAUUGUGGAGGACAGUUCGAUGGACAAGAGGGGAAUCAAAAAGAUCAGCGACAGGGAUAUUAAAAGGAGGGACGACUUGACAGACAGGAAAGAAGAAAAGAAAAAAAAAAAAAAAAAAAGAAAAUAUAAUAGUGAGGUAGACAGUGGUGUAAAAACGGAUCAUCAGGGUAGCCUUAAUAAAAAUGACAACCCGAAGGAACCCACCCAAGGGGAGGAAGAAGAUCUGAUUAGCGGCGUCCACCAACCGACAGAUGUUGAACCUGACAAAAAUGUCCGUACGCUAAACAGUAAAAGGAAAAGUGAGCACCAAAGUGACGAAGAAAAUGUAAGCAAGAAGUUGAAGACCGGGGGAGAGGUGGACGAUGCAAUAGACAACGGAGUGGACGAGGAAGCGGACGAAAAAGUGGACGCCGCCGAUGCCGCGGAGGAGGAGAAACCCUCGGUGGUGCCCAUCUUGGAGGAAAGCGCAGCUGAUGGUGAUGGUGAUGAUGGCGCCACGGAAGGGGGGAGACAAGGGGUAGAAGAACGAGUGGAUGAAGGCGCUCCGAUGAGCGAGGAGAAAAAUGUCACCGAAGAGCCCUCGAUUGUCGGUGAAAAGGGCGAAAACGAUGAAGCCCCUGAUGAAGUCCGAGCGGAGGAGCAGGAAAAGGGCGAAGAUGAGGAGAAGGCGGAAGAGAGGCGGCCACCUGAGGAGCCACAAGCGGGGGAGGUACAGGGUUCAGGGCAGGAAGAGGAUGUAGAUGGCAAGGAAGAAGCCAAAUCGAUUGGAGACAUGGCUGAAGAGGUCGCCCAAGAGGACACCGAGGAGGAUGUCGAAGUGAGAGCUGUGCUGGAGGAAUUUAUAGAACAGGGCACCGAGACGGCUGAAGAGGACGAGGAAGUGGAAGAAGAGGUGGCCGCAGUGGUGGAAGAAAUGGCGGCAGAGGAAGAGGAAAAAGAGGAGGGGGAAAAGGAGAUGGCCGACGCUGAGAAGGACGCAGAAGAAGAGGACGUAGUGGAGCUGGAAGAAAAGGAAGUGUACGAAGAGGUGGAAGAAGGAAGGGAUGACGUCGUGGAGGGAGAAGAGGAAAAGGAAGAACAGGAAGAAGUGAUGGAGGAGGUAUUGGAGGUGGAGGGUGAGGCGGAGCAGAAGGACGAUAUGGAAAUGCAUGAGGAGGAUGGGGACGGGGUUUCUGCAAAGGGAGAACAUGAAGAAGACCUUAACGUUGACGAAAACGGUAACGAAGAAGAAAAGACGGAGUCGGAUCAGUUCGAAGAGGUAGUUGAAGAGGUGUACGAGGAGUAUGUAGAGGUGGAAGAGGAGGAAGUUCGCAACAGUCAAAGGGACAUAGUGACAGAGGAACCAGUGAACAAAGAGGAUGCCCCUGCAAUGGAGGCGAUUCUCACCGAUGCAAUUCUCACCGAUAAGAAAUGUGACCCAAAGGAAAGGGAGGAUAAAAGUAAAUUCAGCGAAAGUGAAAAUGAUAUUAUCGUCAAGGGUAGUAGCAAACAGGAUGAAGUAGCUGACCAUUAUAUGAAUGAUAACGCAUCGACCAACUCCGAUUACACAGAUUUGAAUGCGUCCUUGAGGAAUGAAUCAUGUGAAGGUGUAGAGGGUUGCGACGUGGACAAGGAAAACACGCUCAAACCGUUGGAAGAGUUUAGCGGCGGAGAACGCGUAGCUUUGGUGGAGGAGGAAUGUGAUGAGAGCAUUUGCAACCAGGUGCAAAAUGAGGCAUGA
Molecule: messenger RNA, 4080 nt
Organism: Plasmodium fragile
Lineage: Eukaryota; Apicomplexa; Aconoidasida; Haemosporida; Plasmodiidae
Exons: 1
Coding region: 1-4080 (1359 amino acids)
Source: RefSeq, a predicted model, not a curated record